UUGAAGAUUACAGAGCUGUUAAAGAAACUCACUUUCACUUCACACCGUGCGUAAGCUGUCGGGAUAUUGAGGAAUAAAGAGAUCAUGGAUUCCCAAAUUGCAAAGAUAAACCAAAGCCUCAACACAGCCGAAGAGAUGAGAAAGCAAACUCAGCUUAUAAUGCAACCCUAUGUCAACUGGGAGGAGUAUCUAACUCCUGUACCGCUCUCCAUCGCCAUCAUGGCAGAACUGGCCUGUUUAUCUUCCAACAACGAUUUCUCCAUCAACAAAAAUCCACCCCAAAAUGGCUACAAGUACAUCAGAUAUCCAGACUCAUUUUGUGCCUGCCUCAUGCAAGUGUGUAACUCUGGCUGGAGGGCGUUCAAUGAGGCCCAUAAGAAUAUGGAUCAGAUUAGACUCCACACGAUAACUGUUCCAAAUUACAUGCAAAAUGUGGUUAAGAUUCUGUUACAAGGCAGCAAUGAUGUUGUUCAAGCUCAUCUCCCUGAUCAGCUGGAGAAAAUCCAUGUCAUUGCAGACCAGUGUCUUGAGCUGGCCAAUGCAACAGAACAGCGUUUUGUUGAUGUCAUCAAUAUUAUCCAAGAACUGCUGGAAGUGUGUCUAAACGCUAAGAACAUUUAUGGAGAGGAGUUAGAUGGAGUCAGGAAGAAACUAGAGGAGAGUAAACUGAGACAGGAGACAUCAAAUGAAGCGGUGAAACGCUCACAGAAAGGGGUCAAGGCAUUAGAGGAAGAACUCAAGGAAGCAAAACAAAGUUACAAAGCAGCAAUGAAGAACCUUCCCGGUGGGUGGGAAAUGAUGGCUAUGGAUUUAAUUGGAGCUGUGACUGAUGGCAUAUCAAGUAUAUUUCAGGGACUCUCAGCUCUAGUGACUCAACCAGUGUCCCAAGUGUGUAAAGCUACAACAAGAAUUGCUGACACAGUGCACCAAAUCAGGAGUGAAAACACUGCUGUUGAUCCUGUGGAUGAAAUUAACAUCUAUAGCAAGUCUAUGGAAAUCCUGAAAUGUGCAGAAACUAUUGAGAAAUUUGUGGAGGAGGACAAGAUCAACUGGGAUGUUUUGUAUGAUAAAAGAAGCAAUGCUACACGAACAGAUUUCCCAGCAAGUCAGUUCAAAAGAAUUCUGAGCAAUUUGGAAAAAAUCCCAAACUGUAUACCAAAGUAUAAUGCCCAAAACUUAUGUGUAGAGGGCAUGGAGAUCUGUCAAGAACUUGCAAAAUAUGCACCAGCUGGGAAUUGUGACGAAGCCACAACUGCGUCACUGAUCAAAAGAAUCCGAGAAUUGACCGAGGCGGCUUGCAGGUUUGACAGCAAAAGCAAAGACGUGACAAAGUCACCUUCACUGACUCCCAAACCACCGAUGAUGUUUAAGGAACAAAGUAAAAUGGAGAGAAUGACCGCUUCACAAAAGGCAUCGAAGAAUGCCAGGUUCCGCAUAGAAAUGACCCGAGUGCAAAUGAACAAGACCAGAGAGCUCUAUGACAGGAGUGUGGAGAACAUGGAGAAGAACCAAAAGGAGCUUACUGAAAUCCUGAUCACCAUGAGAAACUGUGAAGUCAAACAGAUAGACUUCAACACCACCAUUCAAAUGUUGAUCAAAGGCCUGGAUGCCAUGGGAAAAGUGAAACAACACUGGGAGAAGCUGGUGCACUUUUUUCAGAUGGUGUCCAAUAUUGUGAAAAUCAGCCUGCACACAAGUCUCAAAGACUUUACCACCACAUCUGAAAAGACUCAAGCACUUUCCUACAACGAGAAGCUCUUCAGCAAAGACCUGCUUUACAAUCAAGCAUUUCAGGCCACCAACAUCUCCAGCCUGGUCCACAUGAUCUCAAGCACCUAUACUGAGGUGUCCAAAAAAUACCUCAUGGACAGCGUCAGUUCUCUGGGAACACUUUUGUCCAUGGAUAGAGAAAGUCCAGAGUUCCUGCUAACGCGAACCCAGUUACAGGAGUCCUGUGACAUGGCUCAGAAAGCCAUCUUAAUGCUUGUGCUCAAAAAUAAGAAUGAGUUUGAAAAGAAGACUAAUUUAAGGCUGGAGAAGGUUGAGAGAGAGUUGCUUGCCAUUCUUCCCGCCGCCAAACCUGAAGAAAUACAGCGUAUUCAAGAAACUGCACAAAGUGGAUUCACAGAGGAUGAAGCAUUAGAAUAUGCCUGAGAGAGAAAGCACCAAAAACCAAUCGGCCACUCGUCCACAAUGUCGCAAUCCAUCAUACUCAGAAUCUGUAAAUUCCCUACUUCUGACCAGGAAGCCUGAAAUAAAACAGUCCUUCAACUCAGACGAUCAGGCGACAUCCACACAUCCGCCCAAGUUCUCCAACAUAAACACAAAUUAUGUAGUAGCUUACAGCCAGAGUAUAUACACUACAUGGUAGAACUUUUGAUUCUUAAAAUAAUUUCCGACCAAUUUCCUUCCUUCCAUUUUUUACCAACAUGAUAAACACCACUGUGCUUUUUGUUAAAGAAUAGAUCUGAUAUGUAAUAUUUAAUAAUACAGAAUUAAUUCAAAUAUAAUAAAUACAGUAGCUUUUUAGACGUUCAGCAAUAUCAGACACUAGCCAUGCCUACUUUGUCUUGCUCUUGGCAGCCCAUGUAUUCCAAAAAGUAGAAUCACUGGAAAAUUAAAUUUGGAAAUAUCGACUCUGAAAUUUCUGAAUUGUGAGUACAAUCGAUUGCGGAAUUAAUGUAUUCGUUUUCUGUUAUAACCAUGUGCUGCAGAGGGACGGAAAUUUCACACAUCUGUCGUCUUGAUAAAUGUAUUAUUUAUAUAAAUAUAAAUAUAAAUAAAUAUAAAUAUAUAUAAAUCUUUAUUAACUAAAUCCUGAAUGAAUUAAAGUGGUAGACUGCUCAAGUUGUCAGAACUGAAUUGUGUCAUAUUCUUUUCAGAAAAAACAAAUAUCACACCAAGUUACAAUCAUGGACAAGCUUAUAAUUAGCUGUGUUUCCGUGUAACAUGAUCUAGUUUUAAUAUUUAAACCAAACAAAACAGCAAGAUCUGGAAAAAAAAAGUUUUAUCACCCGUUUAAAAGAUUUAUUAUUCAGUACAAAAAUGUCAGUUGUUGCAGCAAUGUUUUCGUUUCCAUAGUAACAGCCUAUACACAGGAAUGGUACUUGAAUGGUGAACGAGAGAGAGAGAGAGAGAGAGAGAGAGAGAGAGAGAGAGAGAGAGAGAGAAUUUAUUGUUGAGUUGUUGAAUGUUUAUCGUUGCUAUAACAGACAAGACAUAACAGGCUUCAUCCUGGUUUGUGCAUCACAUAUUGUUUUCUUAAUAGUUAUUUUAAAUGUUUUGUUGUUCAUACAGAUUACUACAGUACACUGGUUUGCUAACUAUUUGCUAUUAGCUUAAAGUAUGUAAAUGUAACCUUCAAAAUUUGCGUAUUCUUAGAACAUGACGAUCCUUGACGGUCUUGACGAAGCCUCAGUGGCUCAGUAACUUUUUCACAUCAAAAUGGAUUUUUUAAUGUGGGAAAUGUUCAAAAGUCUAUGCUAUUUUAGCGCAGUGUUAUUACAUGUGGUGUUGAGUUCAACCGAUAAUAAUUACGUGUUUAAUUAAUUGCUCAUUUGGCCUUUUUUGCAUGUCAUUCUGAUUUUUUAGUUGUAGUAAAAAUAAAUGAUAUAAAUUUUGUUGUAGGAUUUACAAUUUAAUAAAAAUGUGUUGGUGUUUAA
Tachysurus vachellii is the source of this 3662-nucleotide messenger RNA. RefSeq lists its product as uncharacterized. The record is from RefSeq and is a predicted model, not a curated record. The transcript has 2 exons. NCBI's taxonomy places the organism in Eukaryota, Metazoa, Chordata, Actinopteri, Siluriformes, Bagridae. Bases 85 to 2154 code for a protein of 689 amino acids.